Molecule: messenger RNA, 2310 nt
Organism: Globicephala melas (long-finned pilot whale)
Lineage: Eukaryota; Metazoa; Chordata; Mammalia; Artiodactyla; Delphinidae
Source: RefSeq, a predicted model, not a curated record
AUGGGUAAGCACACGGCCCACUGGAGCGUUCGCGGCCACAGCCUCGGGGGCACAACCUCUGCCGCCCCCCAGGCUCGUCCACCGGGCUCCGGAAGGGGGGAGCACGCCCGAGAAGCGCGACAGACGCCCCCUUCUCGCAGGCCCCGGCCCAACACGAUCGCACCCACGCCCGUGUGCGACUCCCCACACACACGCAAGUGGGGGCGGCGGCACACGCGGCGUCGGCCCGGCCACGAAGUCAGUCCCCCCCACGGCACACCGUGGGAGGACGAUGGCGACGAGGUGGCAGGCCCCCGUCCCCCACCGAGGGAGAGAAACAGAGGCAAGACCCCGCGCCCUUUACCGUCUCGACCCCCCCGAGAGAGCCACUCACGGGACACACCACCGCGGCGGAGACCCCGAGGAGCACGCUGGGAAAAGGGAACGACACCACCGCUCGGCCUCGCGCACCUGAGGGACGACCUGGAGCGCUCCAGGGGCACCACAGAGGACCGAGCAAGUCACGCUCACGCGCCGGCAGCGGGCGCGCGGCGCAGCGGCGGGACGGCCCCCACCGACGCGGGGAGGACCGCCCGCGAGGCACACGCCAAGGAGGCGAAGCGAGAGCGUCUGCUGCGUCCGAGGACCACGGCCCCGCCCACGCCGCCCGGCCCAGGAGAGCGCGACAUCACCACAUCGAUCAGUCAAUCCAGAGAGCCGGGGGCCACGAGGGCCCCGAGGGAGGAGGGGCACGGCGAGGACCCUCACCGGAGGAGCCUGCUUCAGCCUCAGCCGGCACCCAGCCCCCCCCUUCUCUCUCUCUUGCCUUCUCGGGCAACAGUGGCCGACGACCCCGCGAGGAGAACGCCUGACACGUGGCACGGAGCCUGCGGGUUGGGGUCGUCUCAGCCACCACCGGGUGCCUGCGGCGGGGAAGGGGAGUCACACGGGGUAGAAGACCCACGCACCACCUCGCCCCGCCGCCCUCGGGUGAGCCAGAGACCGGAGGCGGCACCGCGGGUCGGGUCAGCCGGGCGCACACACGAGAGCCGGCGCGCAGGCCCAAGCGGGCGGCUCAAGUGGCAAGGGCCGGUUCGGGCGCCGGACGGCGGUCCAAAGCCCAGCGCCCUGCGCGCGUCCAGAGUCCCAGAACCCCCAGCGAGAGAUGCCAGAGGAGACCGUGUCAGCACCUAUCUGGUGGUAAAAAAGGCCCAUUUCAGGCGAAAAAAAUCACGGCGCCCGGCAGCGGGGCCCAUCCACGAACCUCGGGGGGGCUCCCCGGGACCUCGGCCCGGCUACCUCUCCCCAACACUUCCCCAUCCACAGCAGCCCCGGAGCUCUCUCGGGGCCAUCUGGUCGACCCGAGCAGCGGGGGCGGCAGAGUGGAGCGGGGCGGGGCGGGAAAACGUGGCAGAGGCAGCGAGCGGGCCGGGGUCACCCUCCCCGGAUCGCCCGCGCGAGCAGGUACCGUACCGCGGUCCCUCCGAGUCCCCGGGCGAAGACUUGGUUACAGAAAAGGAACUAUCCCACUCUGCCGCCUCUGACGAGCGGGGCCCACGAGGGACCGCGCCCGGGCCCAGGCCGCCCUAUCCGGGCCACCCAGUACGACUCGGGCCGGUCCCCACCGCCACCCCCACCCCGGCCGGGACUCGCGGUGGAGGAGGGGGCGGGGGAGGGGCCGGGUGCGCCCUCCCCGGCCACCCGCGCGAGCAGGUCCCGGCCCGUCCGCGUCCCCGGACCCAGGGGGACUUGGAAACAUUUUCGCACGGAGGCACCUCCCAGGCGACCGGAGCCCACGAGGGACCGCACCCGGGCCCGGGCCUCUCUCUCCGGGUCACCCCUCGCGGCCCAGCCCGGUCCCCACCUCCGGAGUCCGACUCGGAAAAGCAUCGGUCAGAAAGAAUCCGACCACCGGGACCCACGCGCGCCCGCCAACGAGCCCGUCGCGCCCUCCACCGGCCUAAACGCACGGGCACGGGCACGGGCCGGUCCCCACCUCCGGAGCGGGGCGCUUUGGGGACCGGGCGGUGGGGUGGGGGGAGGGAGGGAAGGAAGGAAGGAGGGUCGGGUGGCCGGGUCGGUCCCCGCGGCCGGAUGCUGGUCGACCAGGCCAGGCGGCCCCACAGACCGGCUCGAGAGCGCGGCGACAGUCACACCCUCAUAGGCCUGCACGCCCAAUCUCAAGCGACAGCAGGAGGCGCCCACGCCUGGGCGCCACCGGGACAGUCACCGCCAGCGUCGCCCGGCUCCCGGAACUCUGCCUCGGGCCCGGCGGCCGAGUCACAGCCCUCACGAAGGUCGCCGAAGCUCCAGAGACAAGGGACAAUAUAA